GGGAGGAGGACCUCGAUGAAGACACUAUGUUGGAACCCGAAGAUGAGGUUCUUGAUCCGUUGGAUAUUCUCCUGGACUACAUACUUGAGGCAUGUCUAACGUCUGAUGUCAAGAUUGCAAUUGCAUGCGAUAGUGAUGUUGAAAGCAUUGUUGGCGACGAGCAGGUAGUUGAUCUUGCGAGCUAUCUUCGCCAAGUACAACCUCCGGUUCGCAUCGAUGGCGCGCUCGGCUCGCUGUGCGCGAAAGAUGUUGUAUCCCACGAGCGAAAACGUGCUUUCACGCGUCGCACCAUCAUCGCCCCCGACUUGGCGAAGUGGUCAGGCAUCACCUUUGAAAAUGCCGGUCGCAUGGAGGACAUGCUCGUCUUCAUUCCAGGUCCGACGGAAGAGGAGAGCAUACCCCUGAAGCUGCAAUACCUUGUCUUUGCCGAUUCUCGCGAUACAUCCAAAACGUGUCAGUGCUUCGCACUGUCAAACGAUGGCAAGCUUCUGGCAGCAUCAUUCUGGAGUAGCGAUGUCCUCGUAUGGCGACUUUCUGACGGUCUUUUGGUUCAGCGCCUACACCAUCAGAACCAUAAAUACCAAGUCGUUUCCCUAUCAUUCUCCCCAAGUAACCGCACCCUUGUCUCCGGGUCCCUCAACGAGAGCACUGUUGUCUGGGACAUCCGGAGCGGCC
This is a messenger RNA of Phanerochaete carnosa HHB-10118-sp, 675 nucleotides long. RefSeq lists its product as uncharacterized. Lineage: Eukaryota; Fungi; Basidiomycota; Agaricomycetes; Polyporales; Phanerochaetaceae. The annotation marks the transcript as partial. The transcript is spliced from 5 exons. The record is from RefSeq and is a predicted model, not a curated record. Gene Ontology annotation, molecular function: protein binding.